This is a messenger RNA of Perca fluviatilis (European perch), 1040 nucleotides long. Its product is annotated as ladderlectin-like. The transcript has 9 exons. Gene Ontology annotation, molecular function: signaling receptor activity. Bases 160 to 783 code for a protein of 207 amino acids. Lineage: Eukaryota; Metazoa; Chordata; Actinopteri; Perciformes; Percidae. The record is from RefSeq and is a predicted model, not a curated record.
AUGUGAUUCAGCGUGCAUAUAUAUAUAUCGGACAGAGACUCCUGUCAUCACUCACCUGUCUGGUACCCGAAGAGCACUUAACAUUUACCUGACCGCUGCUUCUCUCUUUUUCAGAUCUGUGAGCAUCCACCUCCCUCCAGACGUUCAUUAGCUUUCAUCAUGAAGAUUCUGCUGGUCCUCUCUGUUCUCCUCUGUGCUGCUCUGUCCAUCAGGGCUGCAACAGUUGUUGUAGCUGAGGCUGCUGCAGUACCACAGGAAAACAAACCUGCACCAGAAUCAGUUGUUGUAGCUGAGGCUGCUGCAGUACCACAGGAAAACAAACCUGCACCAGAAUCAGAGAUGGAUGCUGCUACUGAUGUUGCUGAUGGCAGAGGACCUGCUCGACAUCAAGCCCGUUUUGAUUUCUGCCUUGAUGGUUGGCUUAGUUUCCGUGGUAACUGCUACUUCUUAGCCAACCAGGCUUAUUCCUGGAGCAGUGCAGAGAGGUAUUGUGCCGGCUUUGGUGCCAGUCUGGCUUCAGUCCACAACGUCUUGGAGUAUAAUUUCCUCCAGCGUCUGGUCAAGACUGGUGGCCACACUUUUGCCUGGAUUGGAGGUUACUAUUUCCAGGGUUUCUGGAGAUGGGAAGAUGGCUCAGCGUUUGACUAUACCAACCAGGGAUCAAUGAGCUCCACUUCCAGUUACCAGUGCCUGCAGGUCAACUCUCAAACGUCCAAGGGCUGGUCCAAUAACGGCUGCGCCCAUAGCUACCCAUUCGUCUGUCAGAUAAAGACAAACUGCUAGUCGUCACAGUGUGUGCAGUGCUCCUCCUGACUUCUACAGAUGAUACUUAAGCUGCUGUUUGUUCAUUAUAAGACUGUAUGUCACUGUCAUGAUUUAUACAUGCUGGACUCAUACACACUAUUUGUAACACAAAUCUCAGCACAAUUUAAUCCAUGUCAGUCUAAUGAGUUUUUUAAGCCUAUGUAUAUUUUUAACAACAACAGUUUGGAAUGUAAGGCAAUUGUAGGGGUUGUGAUAAAUUGUAGGGGUUGUGAUCA